Molecule: messenger RNA, 1697 nt
Organism: Helianthus annuus (common sunflower)
Lineage: Eukaryota; Viridiplantae; Streptophyta; Magnoliopsida; Asterales; Asteraceae
Exons: 2
Coding region: 71-1585 (504 amino acids)
Cellular component (GO): membrane
Source: RefSeq, a predicted model, not a curated record
GGCCCUACCUGUUAGCCAUCAUUUGAAAAUUAUAGACAAGGCCUGGUGAUAAUAUAUACCGGACGGCCUAAUGGCAAACAACAAGUGGUUAGCGACGGUAGCAAGCAUAUGGAUCGAGUGCAGCUGCGGUGCCUCCAGCACCUUCGGAAUAUACUCAGCCACCCUCAAAUCCAGUCAAGGUUAUGAUCAAUCCACUCUAGACACCGUUUCGGUCUUCAAGGACAUCGGCUCUAACAUCGGAGUUUUAUCCGGUCUACUCUACAGUGCGGUAACCUCAUUAUCUCGUUUCGGGUCUGGACUUUGGCUGGUCUACUUGGCCGGAGCGGUUCAGUUCUUUACCGGUUACUUCUUUAUAUGGUUGUCUGUGACCGGAGUCAUUGACCGUCCCCACGUGCUGCUCAUGUGCCUCUUCAUGUUCAUGGCUGCACACGCUCAGACUUUCUUCAGCACCCCCGAUAUUGUUGUUGCCGUUCGUAACUUCCCAGAUUAUAGUGGAACUAGCGUUGGCAUUAUGAAGGGUUUCUUUGGGCUAAGCGGAGCAAUACUAAUUCAAAUCUACUACACACUAUUUGACAACAAACCAACCACCUACUUACUCAUGCUAGCUGUAUUUCCAACACUCGUGUCUCUCGCAUGCAUGUCUCUCGUUCACAUAAACCCCUCAAACACAAGCAAUGAUAAACCUCAUUUGAAUCGCUUCUCAUUGAUAGCGCUCAUAAUCGCCACAUAUCUAAUGAUCGUACUCAUCUUUCAAAACAUCUUCACAUUCCCAUCAUGGGCUUAUAUUCUCACAACAACAAUUCUUUUGAUUAUGGCAUUAUCACCUCUUCAAGUAGCCCUCACAGCUCAAAGAAGCGAACAACGACCACCAUCUCCUGCCAUGACUCCACUAAUCACGACUAUAGAGGAUCAAGAGGUGGAAAUGAAUUUGCUACAGGCAAUGGGCACAAUCAACUAUUGGUUGUUGUUUCUUGCCAUGGUUUGCACAUCAGGGUCAGCGUUAGCAACAAUCAACAACAUAACUCAAAUAGGCGAGUCGCUUGAUUACUCUACACUUGAAAUCAACACCAUAGUUUCUUUAUGGAGCAUAUGGAACUUUCUUGGUCGGUUUGUUGGUGGAUUUGUGUCUGAUUUAUUCAUACAUAGAUAUGGUGUAGGAAGGCCAUUAUUUUUCAGCCUUACACAACUAACUAUGGUCGUAGGCUAUUUGAUCAUUGCUUUAAGUGGGAAUUUGUACAUUGGUUCAGUGAUUGUGGGGGUUUGCUUCGGAUCACAAUGGUCUUUAAUGCCUACAAUCACUUUGGAGAUAUUUGGGGUGAAACAUAUGGGGACUAUUUUCAACUCUAUUGGUGCAGCUAUCCCUAUUGGUUCAUAUAUAUUUUCUGUGCAAGUGAUUGGAAAAAUCUAUGAUAAGGAAGCACAAGCAACAGGGGGGUUGUGCCACGGGCUUCAUUGCUUUAUGCUUUCAUAUUUUAUAUUUGUCGGGGUUUCUGUUUUUGGGGUUCUUUUUUCCUUCGUCUUGUUUCUUCGCACAAGAGGGUUCUAUGCUUCAAUUUUGCAAAAAAGACGGAAGCAGUUAUAUUAGUAGUGAAAAAGUUUUUUUUUUAUUUUACUAAUUCUGGACUAUAUAUGAUACAUAUGUCUUUACAUUUUUUGUUUAUAAGAAUUCUGUAACAAGAUAAGGUGCUUUCAAAUUA